Merops nubicus (carmine bee-eater) is the source of this 801-nucleotide messenger RNA. RefSeq names its product MMS19 nucleotide excision repair protein homolog. The annotation marks the transcript as partial. Gene Ontology annotation, cellular component: MMXD complex; cytosolic [4Fe-4S] assembly targeting complex. The transcript has 9 exons. Gene Ontology annotation, biological process: iron-sulfur cluster assembly. The record is from RefSeq and is a predicted model, not a curated record. NCBI's taxonomy places the organism in Eukaryota, Metazoa, Chordata, Aves, Coraciiformes, Meropidae.
UGCUGCAUCUGGUCCUGUUCUAUGAGAACCGGCUGCAAGACCAUCACCUUGUGAUCCCCUCGGUGCUCCAGGGACUCCGAGCGCUGAGCAUGUGUGAGGUCCUGUCCCCAGGGCUAGCGGUGUCUGUGCUCAAAGCCAUCUUCCAGGAGGUACAUGUCCAGUCCCUGCUGCAGCUGGACCGCCACACAGUCUACAGCAUCAUCACCAACUUCAUGGGCACCAGGGAGGAAGAGCUGAAGGGCCUGGGUGCCGACUUCACCUUUGGCUUCAUCCAGGUGAUGGACGGGGAGAAGGAUCCCCGCAACCUGCUGGUAGCCUUCCAGAUCGUGCGUGAUCUCAUUGCCAAGAACUACACCCUGGGUCCCUUUGUGGAGGAGCUGUUUGAAGUGACAUCCUGCUACUUCCCCAUCGAUUUUACUCCACCUCCCAAUGACCCUCACGGCAUCCAGAGAGAAGACCUGAUCCUCAGCCUCCGGGCCGUACUAGCCUCCACGACCCAAUUUGCUGAGUUCCUGCUCCCUCUGCUCAUUGAGAAGAUGGACUCAGACCUGCAAAGUGCCAAGCUUGACUCCCUGCAGACUCUGACUGCCUGCUGUGCCAUCUAUGGGCAGAAGGAACUGCAGGAAUUCCUCCCCAGCCUCUGGUCAUCCCUGCGCAGGGAGGUGUUCCAGACAGCGAGUGAGAAGGUCGAGGCAGAGUGCCUGGCUGCACUGCACGCCCUCUCUGCCUGCCUCUCCCGUUCCGUGCUCAGCUCUGACACCGAGGAUCUGCUAGACUCCUUCCUCAGCAGCAUCCUGCAAG